Punctularia strigosozonata HHB-11173 SS5 is the source of this 843-nucleotide messenger RNA. RefSeq lists its product as uncharacterized. The record is from RefSeq and is a predicted model, not a curated record. The transcript has 4 exons. The coding region runs from base 1 to 843 and encodes 280 amino acids. NCBI's taxonomy places the organism in Eukaryota, Fungi, Basidiomycota, Agaricomycetes, Corticiales, Punctulariaceae.
AUGUAUGGCUUCCAAGCAGCAGAGCCAGACUUUGUCAUUCGGUCCAUCCCAGAUGGUACCGAUUUUGCAGUGGAGAAGCGAUGUCUUGUCUCCGGCAGCCAAGUUUUUCACGAUAUGUUCUCCUCAUGCCUGUCUGAGGGUGAACAGUUAUUAAAUAUCGACGAAACUUCAUCGACACUCUCGCUGCUGCUGAGGGUCUUGCACGACCCCCCUCCUUUGUUGUUGACUGGACAUGCAGCCAUCCACGAUGGUCCUCGGGAGGCUUCAGAAGAAAUCGUGAUUCCCUUCCCUCUGUUGCCCAUAUUACUUCAUCUUGCAGACAAGUAUGCGUUACUCGAACCAUCGUUGGCCGUUAUACGCUCCCAUCUUGCUGCCUACUCCGCAAGCUUCCCUUUGCAAGUAUAUGGCCACGCGGUUCGAAUGGGUUGGCGAUCUGUAGCCGCAGACGCGAGUGAAUUUCUGCUACACCCUUUGACAACCUAUUCGGCGGAGGAUGUCGCAAUCAUCCCAACGGCCGAUGCAUAUCACCAGUUGGUGGUACUGCAGGAAACACGGAGAAAGGCACUGAAGCAGUUUCUUCUCGGCGAGGAACUCUUUCCGCAUGGUUAUGGCUUCUGCACCAGACACGGAGCACAGAUGACCAUGCAAUGGAAUCAUAUGAAGGCCCAACUAUAUGAGCAAGUGGAAGCCACAACGAAUGUACCUCUCGGCAUGGGAUCGAUUACCAGUGCCGUCGGCAAUUGUCCACACUGUCGCAAAGCUUGCGAGGCUGCUCUGGAGAUGUUAGCGUAUAAAUGCAGAAAAGCUCCGCGAAAAAUUGAUUAUGCAGACGAGGAUGACUAG